Tachyglossus aculeatus (Australian echidna) is the source of this 961-nucleotide messenger RNA. Its product is annotated as membrane-spanning 4-domains subfamily A member 15-like. The coding region runs from base 182 to 862 and encodes 226 amino acids. The transcript is spliced from 7 exons. Gene Ontology annotation, cellular component: membrane. NCBI's taxonomy places the organism in Eukaryota, Metazoa, Chordata, Mammalia, Monotremata, Tachyglossidae. The record is from RefSeq and is a predicted model, not a curated record.
CUCAGUAGGAACACACUCACAGGACCAAGGAAAGUGAGGAGAGCCGCUGAUGAGACGGACAGCUCAGGAAAAGCCCUUCUGGAUGGCGUGACGGGGCAGUAAAAGCAGUUGAUUUAGGCUCAGUGUUACUUGGAUGGGCUGGCCACACUGAAGGACUCUGGCUUCCAGGGUGAAUUGGAGGAUGACGUCGACAGACAGCAUUGAUCCUAACAUCAUGGAACUACAGCCUGUGUUUACUCAACCCAGUAAUCAUAAUCUACAGCCAAGUCAAGCUGUGGCUUCUGGGGCUUCCAACCCACAGAACGGCAUCCUAAAGAAAUUCCUUAAAGGGGAGCCAAAAGUCCUAGGGGCCCUCCAGAUCCUGCUUGCUCUGGUGAUCCUAUACUGUGGAAUGUAUCUAGUAAUAAUGAUAAGCCAACAUCACUACUGGUUGUGUUCAUUGUAUUCAUUCUGCGGAAGCUUAUCUUUCAUCAUCUCAGGAUGCCUCUCAGUAGCAGCUGCAGAAAACCACACAAAAUGCCUGAUGCAAGGCUGCCUGAUAACGAAUAUUAUUAGCAUGCUAUUUGCAGGUAGUGGGAUUAUUAUCUUCUUACAAGUUUUGCUACACUUCCCAUCUCAGUUCCACCAAUUUCCCUUUUUAUAUGGGAUGCUUUUUAUGGAGUUGUGGUUAAUUUGUUUGGAAUUCUGCAUUAUGAUGUCCCUCUCAGUCUUUGGGUGUAAGGCAGUUUGUGUCAACACAAGUCAGACUGUGAUUUACCAGUCUCCUAAUUCCCAUGGACCUGUGAUGGCAUUCCAAGAAAGUGACUAUGAAUCAUUGACUAACCUUCCUCAACAUUACGACCAGUUAGUACAUCAGAAAUGACAUCCUCCUGACUGUAUGGUGACCCAUUCAAGGGUCAAAGCCAUCUAGAAGACCCUUGCACUUAGCUCACGAGUCAGGAAUCUGCAACAAAUGUGGUCU